AAUGUAUGUGACCAUGAACUUUUAUUUGCAUAUGGGUUAAAGGGAGUAGGUUAGUGAAACUGGUUUUCUCCAUUUUAGUUGCUACUUUUGUGCAGACAACAUAUGUUGGUCUAAUUUUGUUUGAAUUUUAAGUUGAAUAAUCAUGGCACAAGAGUUUGUAAAGAAAGGGAAGAAAAUUAUUGGGGCAGGAAUGAAUUAUAAUUCUCUGCUGGCUGAGAAGAAUCUGCCCAAACCAAAAGAACCUUUUUUCUUCUUGAAACCUACUUCAUCGUACAUCACUGAAGGUCAAGAUAUAAUAAUACCCCGCGGCGGCCUCGUGAACGAAGAAGUGGAGCUGGGGGUGAUAAUCGGGGAGAAAUGCAAGAACGUCACCACCGCCUCCGCCAUGCGCUACGUCGGCGGCUACUGCCUGGCUCUCGACAUGACGGAAGUUAACCUCACUGACGCCGCGAUCAAGACGGGCCGCCCGUGGACCUUCGGGAAGGGGUUCGACACGGCGUGCCCCGUGAGCAGGUUCGUGGGCGCCGACGAGCUGAAGGACCCGGGCGACACGGAGAUCUGGUGCCGCGUGAACGGCGCAGAGGUGCAGCGCGCCAGCACGUCGGACCUGGCCUUCUCCGUGCCGGAGAUGAUCGCCCACAUCACCAAGUACGUGACGCUGGAGCCGGGGGACCUGCUGCUGACGGGGUCGCCCCCGGGCAUCGGCCCGGUACGCCCGGGGGACGUCAUCGAGGCCGGCCUGGCGGACAUCCUGACCAUGACCUUCCCGGUCAGGUCCGCCUGACGACCGCGCUGUAGACAGCUCGUUGCUAGCAACACAGGCGAGCUAUCAAAACACAACAUAGCGGCAAGGUUCAGCACUGCUGUACGUGGGCCUCUCUGGCGGAGGGGGGGGGGGGGGGGACAUGUCCCCUCCAAAAAUUCCUCGUGGAGGGAACACAAUAGCACUCAAGGGUAAUUUUUUUCCCCCCCUUCAUUUCAU
Molecule: messenger RNA, 982 nt
Organism: Bacillus rossius redtenbacheri
Lineage: Eukaryota; Metazoa; Arthropoda; Insecta; Phasmatodea; Bacillidae
Product: acylpyruvase FAHD1, mitochondrial
Exons: 4
Coding region: 143-784 (213 amino acids)
Cellular component (GO): mitochondrion
Molecular function (GO): acetylpyruvate hydrolase activity
Source: RefSeq, a predicted model, not a curated record